AUGGCUCCAAACACCGAAACCAACAUCUGGGCGCAGAUGAGCUAUGCCCCCCCGCGUGGACAGUGCAACUACAAGCCCUCGCUCAUGUCAGCAAAGUGCCCUUGCUUACGGUUCAUGUUGCAUCCCCUCAAGAGCUCUUCAACCUUUGAGUGUGAUGGCUGCUCUCACCACGCGUCCUUCCACAACCUGGAGAACAAAGCCGAGGACGAGGUCCGCAAGCGAUGGGAGGUAGAACAGAAAGCGAAAGAGGCGGAGGCUCAACUUCACAAUGCGUCGAAGUCUCGGAAGCGACCCCGACUGAUUGAAGGAGCGGCGACUACGAGUAAUGGCCGGCUGCUGAUUGAGGAGCACGCAUUCGAAGAGAUGGACAAUGACCAGGAAGGAAGCCAUGCCGCCAUCAUGAUCUCUACCCGAUCGAAAGCACCAGCAAAGUCCCAACGCGGGAAGGAGAAAAGGGUACCUCUGUCACGACCCCAGAUCUCUUCCAAACAACCUGGAUUCCCUUCAGGGUUUGGCUUCUAUCCUCUAGAAGAUGACUGA
Mytilinidion resinicola is the source of this 540-nucleotide messenger RNA. RefSeq lists its product as uncharacterized. Bases 1 to 540 code for a protein of 179 amino acids. The transcript has 2 exons. The record is from RefSeq and is a predicted model, not a curated record. Lineage: Eukaryota; Fungi; Ascomycota; Dothideomycetes; Mytilinidiales; Mytilinidiaceae.